Molecule: messenger RNA, 258 nt
Organism: Debaryomyces tyrocola
Lineage: Eukaryota; Fungi; Ascomycota; Pichiomycetes; Serinales; Debaryomycetaceae
Source: the annotation of a GenBank genome assembly
AUGCCAGGGGAACGAACUGAGGGCCCAUCAGUUACCCCAGCACUUAUUAAAGACGUCACAACGCAUAUGUUUACAUAUUUGCUACCUCUAUUAUUAAUAUAUAUUUCUGGUCACAAUAGUUCUAUUUUUGGUCGCAGUUUAAAAAGUCAUCGACCCAUUUGCGGCACCGGUCAACCACGAAUACCUUCCAUUGACAGUAUUUACCCAUGUUCUACCGUGUAUCAGAGAAACGAGUCUUACACGGCAUACUAUUUUUAA